Fusarium verticillioides 7600 is the source of this 3895-nucleotide messenger RNA. RefSeq lists its product as hypothetical. Gene Ontology annotation, biological process: protein localization to phagophore assembly site; autophagy of mitochondrion. The record is from RefSeq and is a predicted model, not a curated record. NCBI's taxonomy places the organism in Eukaryota, Fungi, Ascomycota, Sordariomycetes, Hypocreales, Nectriaceae. Gene Ontology annotation, cellular component: phagophore assembly site; autophagosome. The coding region runs from base 468 to 3170 and encodes 900 amino acids. The transcript has 3 exons.
CAGCGGCUGGUGAUGCCUGGAGCAUUAAACUGUCUGCCUAUCAUCAGCCUGCAAGUGAUUUAUUCACUUUUGUUUCAGGUCAGAGGCGCAUGGUUUCCUUGUGGUCUCCAACUCCAUUUGCUUAGACUCUGUCACACCGGACCGUUCCCUUGCUUGGAGUAGGCAUGUGCCUUGGGUCACGCUUAUCGUGAUCAACGUCCCCUCGUGACCUUGGGUUACCUAUCCUCCAUAUUUCACUAUCAUUUAACGAAUAAAGCUACGUUCGGCGUAAUUCCUGGAUCACCAAGUUCAACAAAGUUCAAGUCCAAUUAUUCCAUCAUCAAGGUGGAAGGAAGCAACCCUUGCUCGUCUCCCAUUUUCGGCAAGACAACAAUCCAGCAUCAACAUCAUCAAUCGCCUUCGAACCGCCUCGACCCCAAACCAACAUGCCCACCUAUCUUUACGCUUGAUUAUCGAAAGAACUCGAUAUGUCCUCCAAGUUAUUCUCCCGAUCGAAAUUCUCCGCAAGAGGGUCACGGUCGUUUUAUGAACAGCUCCGUUCUGGCGAUGAUGACGAAUACGAUCCCGGCAUCGAUGAAGAGAACCUUGGUCAUCAGUUUGAUGACGAUUUUCAUCCCGAAGGACUCGAUAUUGGCGAUAGCCGCAUGACAAUAGAAAGUGCAGCUCUGAACCCAAAGGGCAAAGGAAGGGCUAAGGCACUAAGGAAGCAGGCGCAAAGUCCCGGUGGACCCUCGCCGCGAUGGCACCAGCAGGACGACGACGGUGACAACGAGGUGCCGGCAUCGUUACUCAUGGAGCCAAACGAAGUAGUAAACUUACCCCCCACAUCGCCCAGACGAGCAGCACCAUCGAACAAUCCCCAAAGUCUAGAAGCUGCAGGCCCAUCAUCAGCACGGGCAAGGGCGCAGUGGGAAGCAGCCACAGCUCAGCAACAACUUCAUCAAGAGAAUAGGUAUGGGGUGCCCGCUGGACCACAACCUAUGCCCGUGGCUAGGGGCUUGAUAGCGAGUAAUCCGAGGGAGAAAGCACUCUGGCGAUGGGUUAACACCUCAAAUCUAGACAGCUUUAUGCGGGAUGUUUACGACUAUUAUGAAGGUGGGGGACUGUGGUGCAUUCUGUGUGCUAACGCUCUAUGGCUCUUAGAGACACUUUUCGUCGCGGUGUUGCUCACCUUCCUUUGUCAAUGCAUUGACUAUUCAAAGAUUCCACACAGCAAAUCCUUACAUGAGGUUGUAGUUCCCCAAUGUACGCGCAAAAUGUCGGGUCUCUGGAACCUGGCGAUUUGGCUUUACACAUUCUUCUUCAUUUGGAAGUGUGUACAAUACUUUGUGGAGAUUCGCCGCCUCCUCUACAUCAGGGACUUCUACAUUUACUUGCUGGAUAUUCCGGAACAAGACAUGCAAACUGUUUCGUGGCAGGAUAUUGUGGCUCGUAUCAUGGCGCUGCGUGAACAGAACCCGAAGACUGCAACAAACAUCACACCGAAACUGAGACAGUUUAUUGGCAGCCAGUCGAAAGAACGGCUUGAUGCACACGAUAUUGCUAAUCGACUCAUGCGCAAAGAGAAUUACCUCAUUGCGAUGAUCAACAAGGAUGUCCUGAACUUGUCUUUGCCAGUUCCGUUUCUUCGCGGCCGCCAGCUAUUUUCCAAGACUAUGGAAUGGUAUCUUCAUUACUGCAUCCUUGAUAUGGCCUUCAACGAGUUGGGCCAAGUUCAGCAGGACUUUUUGCGCCCGGAUCGCAGACGUCUCUUGAGCCAAAAACUGAAGCAGCGGUUGAUGUUCGCGGGGUUUCUAAAUCUUAUCUUCGCGCCUGUUGUGCUUGCAUAUGUUGUCAUUGUUUACUUCUUCACUUAUUAUUAUGAGUACACAAAGGAUCCCAAGCAAGCUGCAGCGCGCAAGUACACUUCUCUAGCAGAAUGGAAAUUCCGCGAAUUCAACGAACUGCCACAUAUAUUUUACGAAAGGCUGCACAUGUCUUAUCCAUUCGCCACUCGGUAUAUCGAUCAGUUCCCCAAGAGGAUGACUGAAGAUAUUGCGCGAACCAUCGCUUUCAUGACAGGUGCAAUUACUGCCAUUCUCGCUGUAGGCUCUAUUCUUGACUCGGAGCUUUUUAUUAACUUCGAGAUCACGAAAGACAGGCCAGUCCUAUUCUAUCUCGGAAUCUUUGGUGCCAUUUGGGCUAUCACCCGAGGAAUGGUGUCCGAAGAGACAUUAGUAUUCAAUCCCGAAUAUGCCUUGAUGAAUGUGAUUGAGUACACACACUACAUGCCCGAUCACUGGAAGAAUAAGCUUCACAGCUUCGAGGUUAAACAGGAAUUUGCAGAGCUUUACAAGAUGAAAGUGGUCAUUUUCCUCGAGGAGGUGAUGGGCAUAGUGACGACGCCUAUGUUGCUCUUGUUUUCACUGCCUAAGUGCAGUGACCAGAUCGUCGAUUUCUUCCGCGAAUUCACAAUCCACGUUGACGGCCUUGGCUAUGUCUGCUCCUUUGCGGUAUUCGACUUUCAGAAAGGACCAGGAAAUACGGGCCAUCAGGGGCAACGACCGGAUGUUCGUGAGGACUACUACUCAACGAAGCACAACAAGAUGGCCGCAUCCUACUUUGGGUUCCUUGACAACUACGUUACCAACCCCAAGACUGGUAUUCCCGGUCAUACACCGUUUGGAGGAAAACCAGCCUUUCACCCACCUCCAGCUUUCCCAGGGCUUGCCUCUCCAUCAUUAGGAGCAGACAUGCAGGGUUCUCAUAUUGGUCGCGCGGAAACGGGACAUGCCAGAAGUAGAGCCCCCGGUGGACGAGGUCCACGUACGGGACCAAUACCACAGCCCUCCCCAAUGGCGUCUGUCCUGUUGGAUCAACAUCAUCAACCUGCUGGGGUGAACAUGGGUGCACGUAGUCUUCAUUGGUCAAGGUAUCCGCGAGGAUUCCGCGGGGAAAGCCAAAUAACUGAAGAAGCUGAAGAUAGCGCCAUGAGGCGAACUGGGGAAGAUGACGAACUGUACGAGCCAGGGGGGGAACUAGGUGAAUCGACCUGGGAAACGUCCCCCGCAAAAGGGGUGACACGGGAGAACAGUGCAGCCAAUACAGACGAUCCUGGUGAAGGGGUACUGGGCAUGAUAUACCAGCUUCAGCAAACGCAGCGAUCCCGGCGCGGUGGGGGCAUGGUCUGAUAUAGAACAUCUCUCGGGGGGGGGGGUUCAUUCAUUCAUUUAUCUUCCCAUUUUGGGUGAACCACAUGGCGUCAAGGCGAGUACUGGAAGUUAUCUCCCCGGAAUACCCUUCUCCUUGGAAAACGGAGGUGGAUUUUAUUGUCGCUUUGCGUAGAUUGGGUUUUGUUUAUUGCGACUAUCUGUCUUGUGACUGGCAGUGAAGGAUUCGGCAUCGGAGCGUCGGCCAGUGUACUUGGGUGGCAGGAGCAGACUCUUGGGUACCUAUAAAUGAAUAGGUAAGCCCACUACGUAUAUUUAGAGUAAAACAUUGUACCCAUUAUCGAGCUCUUGGAAACUGUUCAAACUGGUUUGCUAGGUACUCUCAGGUUUAUACGACAGGCAAACAAAUUCCAAAGAGAAGAUCGGGGUUGGGGCGAUAAAUCCGAGGCCGUGAAAUGUAUGUGUCUCGGGAUAACGACGAGUCGUAAUUAAUGAUAAUACCGAGGCCGUUUGCACAAACAAAACACAGUCAGCGGGAAGUUUCUUGCACGGAGACUACAUACGGUAGGUAGGUGGCAAAUGGAGGAAAUGGGAGAGGGGAUUUAGAAGAGGGUGUGAUGUUGACGAUAUUAAAAAGGAGCUUAUUCGGACGAGUUGCAAACAUAAAUAAGCGGUGUCUUUCAGGCAUCUGUCUGAUAAGCCAGAGUCAAACAUGGACCAUUCAUUAAUCAAUGUUGCAAUGCGUA